GAGAGAGAGAGAGAGAGAGAGAGAGAGACAUCCUCCCCUCAGUUUCCACGGUGACGGCAUCCCUCCUCCUCCUCCUUCUCCUCCUCCUCCUCCUCCAUCAUCUCUCCGUCCGGCUGCUGUCGGCUCGCCAGCGUCGUCGUCAGGAUGGGAGAUAAAGGAACCAGAGUGUUUAAGAAAGCCAGUCCCAAUGGAAAGCUCACCGUCUAUCUUGGGAAGAGAGACUUUGUGGACCACGUGGACCUGGUGGAACCCGUCGACGGCGUCGUCUUGAUCGACCCGGAGUACCUGAAGGAGAGGAAAGUGUUUGUGACUCUGACCUGUGCGUUCCGUUACGGUCGCGAGGACCUGGACGUCCUCGGGUUGACGUUCAGGAAGGACCUGUUCGUGGCGAACGUCCAGGCGUUUCCUCCGCCGCCCGAAGACAAGAAGAGUCUGACUCGUCUUCAGGAACGCCUCAUCAAGAAACUGGGAGAACACGCCCACCCGUUCACCUUCGAGAUUCCGGUGAACCUGCCGUGCUCCGUCACCCUGCAGCCGGGCCCCGAGGACACCGGAAAGGCCUGCGGCGUGGACUUCGAGGUGAAAGCUUUCUGUGCUGAAAACGCCGAAGAAAAGAUCCACAAAAGGAACUCGGUGCGUCUGGUGAUCCGGAAGGUUCAGUACGCUCCAGAGAAACCGGGUCCUCAACCGACAGCAGAAACCACCAGACAGUUCCUGAUGUCAGACAAACCGCUGCACCUGGAGGCUUCUCUGGACAAAGAGAUUUAUUACCACGGAGAGCCGAUCAGCGUCAACGUCCACGUCACCAACAACACCAACAAGACGGUGAAGAAGAUGAAGAUCUCAGUGAGACAGUAUGCUGACAUCUGCCUGUUCAACACGGCUCAGUAUAAAUGUCCGGUGGCCACCGAGGAGUCCGAUGACGUCGUCGCUCCCAGUUCCACUUUCUGUAAAGUUUUCACUCUCACUCCGUUUCUGGCCAACAACCGAGAGAAACGAGGCCUGGCUCUGGACGGGAAGCUGAAGCACGAGGACACCAACCUGGCCUCCAGCACACUGUUGAGAGAAGGAGCCAAUAAGGAGAUCCUCGGCAUCAUCGUGUCCUACAAAGUCAAAGUGAAGCUGGUGGUGUCUCGAGGCGGGCUCCUGGGAGAUCUGGCGGCGAGCGACGUCUCCGUUGAGCUGCCCUUCACGUUAAUGCACCCGAAGCCGUUAGAAGAGUCCAUCUACAGAGACGCUCCAGAUGAAGCUCCGAUCGACACAAACCUCAUCGAGUUCGACACAAACGAUGAUGACAUAAUUUUCGAGGACUUCGCCCGCCAGCGGCUGAUUGGUGGAGCGAAGGACGACAAGGAUGAAGACGAGGAGCCGGUGGAGUCGCCCAAACUGGACGACAGAUAAAGGCUGCGGGCGUCGCCGCCGCCACCGCUGCUGUUGUUGUUUGGCUGCUGUUUGUAGUGUGGAGCUGACGGAAGUCACCUGUAGGUCAAACCGCGGUCUGGACACCCUUUAAACACUCGGCGGUGCCGUGUUUGUGUUCUUGUUCAUGUUCGUCCUCUCUGCGUCCUGCCGGGGUGUAAAAAGCUAGAAUACCAGCGCCUAGACGUCAGUCGUGUUUUCAGACGGAGCAGCUCUCUCCACUCCUUCGCCGGUCGGCCGGAGACUCGGACCGGCAGCCGCGGCGUCGUAACGACGGCUGGUAGCAUGCCUCUAAUGUCACUUUGUUCUACGUGUUUCCAUUAGGGACCGAACAGGAGUAACGUUGUGUUGAGAUUAGUUUCGAUGUGUCGUAUCAGAAGGUCUUCGUGGAACAGUUCAACCGCUCGACGGGGACGUCGGCUGACGGAGGUCUUUUGUUGAAGGUCGGUCUGCGAGUUGGAUGAGGUCGUCUGCGGGACGUCCCGCCCCGCCGAGAGGACCCUGAUACCGUCAGAGAGAGAGCCACCAAUCAGCUGAGAGGAACCGGUGGCCCAGUGUGCAUGAAAUACUUUCUUUAAUUUAUUAAUAUCAUGAAUAAUCACCCUUCAUAGAGGACGGCCCGGAGACGUUAACGGAGCAUUCAAAUCUUCAUCAGUGUUUAGAUCAUCAUCAUCAUCAACAUCGUUCUACCUUUAACUCAGCCGCUACUUUCACUUCACUUCUACCAGAAUAUACUUUCAGAGAGACGAACCUCAGAACUCCAAUACCGAUGAAUCGUCAUACGUCAAACAUUAUUCACUCAUACGUCUCAAUUCAAUCUCCCAUAUUACUCCCUGCGAGCGUCCCUGAACGCACCACCAGCUGGUCUCAUGAGCAUCACAACGUGAUGAUAAAUUAACUUCAAGUGAAGGAUCGAGUUUCUCUGUGCAGGUUGAUUCUUGUAGAAGUGACGUCAAACCGCCGGCUGAUGUUUCCGUUAACAAACAGACGAUCAGGAGCUCCGUGAGGUUAAAACAGCGUCUGAUUACUCAACUGGUAUUUUACAAAACACAUUUUUAAAUUGAACAUUCACAGUGAAACAGAGUCAGUGUACAGUUCUUGUGUUGAUAGGGGA
Sebastes umbrosus (honeycomb rockfish) is the source of this 2533-nucleotide messenger RNA. It is a transcript of the gene arrb1, whose product is annotated as arrestin, beta 1. Bases 145 to 1401 code for a protein of 418 amino acids. Gene Ontology annotation, molecular function: G protein-coupled receptor binding. Gene Ontology annotation, biological process: G protein-coupled receptor internalization; visual perception; signal transduction. The transcript is spliced from 16 exons. Lineage: Eukaryota; Metazoa; Chordata; Actinopteri; Perciformes; Sebastidae. The record is from RefSeq and is a predicted model, not a curated record.